CCAAGCCUUACGGAUUUGACUCUUCAAGCGCAAGCUUUGAGCACCUUAGCUAACAAUCCUAUGAUCUCAUUGCAACAACUGGGCUUAGAAGGAAUUAUGGGUCAGCCCAAUUUGGCUCAAUUUGCUGCGGCGGCUAGUUCCGUGCUAAGCGGAGCACCGUUUAGUGGCAUCAGUUUGCCCGCCCAACCCACGGCAGUUACAAGUUCAAGAACAAAAUAUAAUCGGCUUUCAAAUGCGCCGGCAUCUUCAACCACCUCGAUGGCUCAGUUGUCCUCAUCUGCAAAACGUACGCGUCUAGACGGGGCGUCAUCCGCUGGUAGUAGUUUCAGCAACGCAGCAAACUCGCUACCUGCAGGUGCUCGUGGUCAAAAUCUGGUGUCUCUGGUAUCACCAACUGACCCCAAAUCUUCACAGGGACGUCCUUCGGCUAGUCCGCAGAAAUCGGACUCUCAUUCCUCCCACAGUCGAACCGCUCUAUCAUCCAGCUCGCGAGCCGUAUACAAUGAUCGAUCUGGGUCGGAUCGGUUAUCAGUUCCGCCAAAAUCCACGGCAACCGGUACUGCGAAAAGCACCGUCCGUCCGUCUUCCUGUGCACCAAAGUCAACCCCGAAGAGUUUUGUGACUGUAGCUACGGUUGAGAGCAAUACAGCGUCGAAGCAAGAUCAAAGGGGUUUGCUUAUAGACGUCACACAGUGCAGUCUGGUUUGGAGAUUAGUAGAGGCUAAAAUGGAUGAGUUUAGCAUGACCUCCCUUUGUAUGGUUUACUAUAAUAGUGACCGGGAUGAUUCAGACGAGGAAGUCGAUUGA
Echinostoma caproni is the source of this 807-nucleotide messenger RNA. Lineage: Eukaryota; Metazoa; Platyhelminthes; Trematoda; Plagiorchiida; Echinostomatidae. The record is from the annotation of a GenBank genome assembly.